UUUAGGAAUUUCGUUUCGUGUUACUUGUUUGAAUUGUAGCAUCAAUCAAUAAAAACAUUAUCUUCAAUAUUUUUGAAUUGACUUUCAGAAAUCUCAACGUUUAAAAAAAUUUCUUGCAUUUCAUUGCAUUCCAAAUUCUCUUGUUAUUAGGAUUAUGGAAGGUACAAAGAAAAUUAGAAAAUCUCCAAAACCAAAUAAUGAGGGAGAAAAUAGAACUUCUCGUUCUAAUAGAGCAGAUAGUUUUGACUCAGACUACAGAAUUGAAAGAAGACCAACACCAAGAUUACCAAAGCGUAAAAAUGAUGUUUACGUAAAUCAAAAAACGCCAUUCAUGGGGCAAUUUAAUAAAUGUAAAUCUCUACUAAAUAACGAAAAAGAAAUAAUAAUCCAUGGACUUGGAGCUGCUGUUAAUACAGCUGUUAAUCUUGCAUUACAAUUGAAAACAUUUUAUUCGGAUACAGUUACAUUAGAAGCUACAACAUCAACUGUUGAUUUAAUUGAUGAUCAUCAUUUUUCAUCGGGAGAUUAUCGAGCUGAAAGUAGGAAGAAUUCCGCUAUUCAUAUUAAGUUAGCCCAUGUGACUGCUUCGAAUUAGUUGAAAUUUUUAUUCUGAUAUCAAUGAAAUUGAUUGUUACGAAUAUUAAUGGCCAAAUUUUUGUCUGUAUUUAUGUUUAAAUAAAAUU
Argiope bruennichi is the source of this 683-nucleotide messenger RNA. RefSeq names its product ribonuclease P protein subunit p20-like (gene Rpp20). Gene Ontology annotation, biological process: tRNA 5'-leader removal. Gene Ontology annotation, molecular function: nucleic acid binding. The record is from RefSeq and is a predicted model, not a curated record. Gene Ontology annotation, cellular component: ribonuclease MRP complex; nucleolar ribonuclease P complex; nucleus. The transcript has a single exon. Lineage: Eukaryota; Metazoa; Arthropoda; Arachnida; Araneae; Araneidae. The coding region runs from base 155 to 595 and encodes 146 amino acids.